Messenger RNA from Linum trigynum, 2572 nucleotides. NCBI's taxonomy places the organism in Eukaryota, Viridiplantae, Streptophyta, Magnoliopsida, Malpighiales, Linaceae. The record is from the annotation of a GenBank genome assembly.
AUCUUCUAGUAUUUUUUAUGAGUUAGUUUUGUUAAGCUUUAAUAUCGAUGAAGAGUUAAAUGUUGGAAAUUUCAUCAAAACAUAAAAAUUUAUGUAGAAUUUGACAAUGUGAAGAACUUAACAUCAUAAACGUUAUUCUGAUUCAUUUUAAACAUUUUAAUCGUAUCACAUGCUGUGAUUGCUUGCGUGGCAGAUUUUGUUUAAUAAUGAAUUUAAAAAAUAGUACUACCAACCCAUCUAGAAUGGAAGUGGGAAGCCCUCACGCCUAAUUAUAACAGUAGAUAUCAGAAAAUCUUCUAUUUUUAUUAACAAAAAGUGGGGGAGAUGAAAAUUAUUUAUACCAAUAAAUAAAGAAAUGUGUCAAAUUAAUUAUUGUUGGAGGUGGGCGAUGAAUGGAUGAAAAGCCACUUUCAAUUCCUUCCAGAAACCUAAUCAAUCAAAUCCCAUCAUUAUAACUUCCUUUUCGAUUGUUCAAUUUUAGUUCAGUUAGGGCAAUGACUCGACAACCAUGGGAUAUUAAGGCUCAACUGCUCAUCCAAAGCCACUCUUAAUUAAAUCUUAAUUAAUUCUGAGUGGGAAAGAUUAACCAUGAAAGCUAGACAUUUUUUCUUUUCAAUUUUUUUUUCGUGAGUGUGGAAGGUAAUGUAUUCUGGAAAAUCUAGGUGGGAGAUGGAUUUUUCAGUUCAGUAUUUUCGGUAUUUCAGAAUUUAUUGAUCGCGUCAGAUUACUUGGUUACAUAGAUGAUGGAUCUAAAUUUUCAGGCCUAUAAAUUCUUAUAGAUGGAUAUCUGAUACUCACACAUUAACGAGUUCAAUUCAUCUGAUCUGAACUAAAAAUUAAAAUACAUAGGCUAAAUUUACGAAUGUUUAGACAUCACAUUCUAUAUGUGUAUAAAAACAUCAAACAAUCGAGUAACCUAAUGGACAAAACAUUAAGAAAAUGACAAAUACCUUUUCAGUCAUCCGCCAUGCUAAUCACCGGGGGGGAAAAAAGAGUUUGUAAAGUGACGAAUUCAACGCAAAAUAGUACCAUGUCUCUAUGGGACUUGUUCCAUCAUUUGGAAAAGGAAGAAUAUGUACCCCUUGGCACUUAGACCCCAACAUCAACAAAUGAAAUUAAUCACAAAUCUGAAAAAGAUGACCUUUUUUCUGCAUUAUAUUAUAUUAUAUAGAGUAUUAAUGGAAGUUGCAUUAUCAAUCUUCCUUCCCCUCCCCAACCUGAAAAAAGGAACACUUAAUUAGCAGCACAGCAGCCCCAUUUAAAUUUAAGUACCCUCUUUAUCUUUUCCUAUAACAAACCAACUGAAGAGAGAAAAACUCUUCUUUUUAAACACACACUCACAAACCAAACUUCUGACACUCUUCUUCUUCUUCUUCUUCUUCUCAUAAGUACUCCUUGAGAGAAGAAGCUGCUGUCUCUUUUCUUCUGCUUGAUUCUACAAUGGGUUUCUAUCCUCCAGAAACUCCACCUUCUCCUCAUCUGUACCCACAAGAACUUCAGCUGAAACUGUACCAGGCUUUCAUAUUCUCAAUCCCAAUUCUGUUCACCAUCAUUCUGGUUCUCUUGUUCUAUCUUUUCUACCUCAAGAGGAGAGCUUCAACACUUUCAUCCUCCCUUCCAACCACCAAUUCUUCCAAUCAAGCUGCUGCUGCUGCUGGUUCCCAUUUGUCUGCUGUUUGUCAGGUUGGCCUGAAAGAAAAGCUGAGUGAGAAGCUCCAAGUUGUAUUGUUUGAUGAAGAGUUGAGAUCAAAGGAAUCACAGUGUUGUGUGUGCUUGGGAGACUUCGAGAUGAAAGAAGAGCUGCUCCAAAUCUCAUCUUGUAGACAUGUGUUCCACAUGGAUUGCAUCCGUCACUGGCUCCUCAACAACUCAACCUGUCCGCUAUGUAGAUGUUUUGUCAUCCCGACAAACGCCGUCAAGCUCAAUAACGUUCCAAUUCAAUCUAGUGGCGGCGACAUGCCUCAUGCAGCGAUGGUGCAACAGCAUAACACGGUGAGAUAUGAACAUCAAGUGAACAUUAGUACGCAUGCAGAGCGACGUCAGCUGCAAGAAGAAGAACAUGUCGCUGCGAGUCCAUUGGAACAUAGUUCGAUACACAUUGUCGAAGGGUCUUCUAGCUCACAGUGACAUUUCUUGAUUUGAGUUACCAUUUCUUUUUUCUUUUACUUCUUCCUCAUUGAUUCUAACUUCAUUUUGGUAAAAGAGAGGGGAUUCUUCCUCAAAAAAAGAGGGAAAGAAAGCUAGGGAAAUCAAAGAAGCUAGCUAGAGAAAUCAACGGGAGCUAGCUAGCUUGUCUUGUUCUUGAGUCUAGUACAAAUAAAAACACGUGAGGCAUAUAACACCUUGAUUAUCACAAGGGGAAAAAGGUUACAUUUGCAUAUUGAAUUACGAUUAACAACAGAGUGUUAUCGGAAUUGAAUCAGUUGCAUGUUAUAUCUCAUUUAUUCGUUUGGAAUAUAUAUCGAUAUUUUGUUUCGACUACACAAGAAGGGGAAAAAAAUCAUUUCGCCGUUUAUUUAGCAAGCACAUAAUCAACACCCUCUAAUAUCCAGAAUACAUAUUUUUCGACAUU